AUGUUGAAACUAAAUCUAAAUUCAUUGAUUCCUUAUAAUCCAAUUUCAAAUUGCAAUGGUAUAAAACAGUCCUCGUUCCGAAGAAAGCGUCUUUUUGUUUAACUUUUACUGUUGUCUGGGUUUAUCUAUUCCUGUGUAUAUAAGUGCAAUUAAUGAGUUUUUAAAUCGAUAGUUCUGUUUACGUUUCGACCUGUCCAAGCAGUCAAUCGAAUUUUGACGUGUGAUAUUUAGUUAUUGAAGGCAUAAUUGCACAUCACAGCACGUUGGAAAUGGUAUAUAAGGUUGUUGCUUCAGCCCUUGACUAUUACUCUUGGCCAUGCGAAAUGGUGAAGUUGCAGUCUGUUUUGGGCCUGCUGCUAUAUACGGUGUGUAGACCAGUAGAGACCAGGCUGGCAUAUCAAGCUUGCAACGAGCCUGAUAUCGCAAUCGGGCUGUCGCAAAUAAUCAGUGGCCUGCGACCACUCCCGCUCUCCAUCUUGGCUCUGCCGGGAUUGACUUUAAGUGAUGGAUACUGCCAAAACGAUGCUAGUGGCAUUCAGGUGAACGACUUUCUACAACAACUACAUCGUCUCUACUACAAGUCGGUAAUCUUCAAUGACACGGAACUAUUCUUUCAUCAUGUUGAGAAAAAUCUCCAUGGUGCUAUUGAAUGCGUCAACAUGAUUCUAGACAAACCAAAGGAGAUAUUAAAACAUCUGCGACAGCGCCGCCUGGCCCACCGUCUUAGCCUGUUUAUAUUCUACUGGGGAGCCCGAUGGCCACCAAGACCACACACUUUGCACUUCGAAGAGCCGAUGCGCGUAGUGGUUAUAACCCGACCCCGUCAUAAAGCCUUCCGCAUCUACUACAAUCAGGCGCGUCCUGGAAGCGAUAGUCAAUUACGUUUGGUAAACUGGUAUGAUGGCGAUAAUCUAGGACUACAGCAAAUUCCUCUACUUCCGGCUGCUUCAUCCGUUUACGCAAACUUUGAGGGUCGUGUUUUCACUGUUCCAGUAUUUCAUUCCCCGCCAUGGUUCUGGGUUACAUACGGUAAUAAUUCCAGCGAUACAGACAAAGAGCUUUUAAAUCUUGACAGCACGGAUUAUAAUGAGAUGCGAGUUACGGGCGGCCGAGACCACCGUCUGUUAAUGCUAUUGGCCCAGCAUAUGAACUUCCGGUUCAGGUACGUUGAAGCGCCCGGACGUACGCAAGGCUCAUUGAGAUUCGAUGAUGCCAAAGAUUUGAAUGACAGCUUCACUGGUGGCAUUGGUCUGCUUCAGAGCGGUCAAGCGGAUUUUUUUUUGGGAGACGUUGGUCUCAGCUGGGAGCGCCGUAAGGCUAUUGAAUUUUCGUUCUUUACCUUGGCUGACUCGGGAGCCUUUGCCACACAUGCCCCUCGGCGUCUCAAUGAAGCCCUGGCCAUCAUGCGCCCCUUCAAGCAGGACAUUUGGCCAUAUCUUAUCCUUACAAUCGUUUUCUCCGGGCCCAUAUUUUAUGGUAUUAUCACUAUGCCAUAUAUAUGGCGUCGACAUCAUGUGAAAUUAGAUGAGGAACAGCUGGGGUAUAACUGCAUCUACAUGACCUACAUAAAAGAAAUAACCCCAGGCCAUGUAAUGGUCAAGCUGAAGAAAAUUAAAGUUCCGAUUGUCCAACAAAUGCCUAAUCAACUCUUCGAAAAGUGUAUUUGGUUUACGUUACGUCUUUUCCUCAAGCAGUCAUGCCAAGAACUUUAUCAUGGCUAUCGAGCCAAGUUUCUGACAAUCGUUUACUGGAUUGCUGCAACCUAUGUCCUAGCUGAUGUAUACUCAGCCCAACUUACAAGUCAGUUUGCUAGACCCGCCCGAGAAACGCCAAUCGAUACACUUCAACGAUUACAGGCGGCAAUGAUUCGUGACGGAUACAGUUUGUACGUGGAAAAAGAGAGCAGCUCCCUGGAGAUGUUGGAAAACGGAACUGAGCUUUUUCGGCAUCUGUAUGCGCUAAUGAGGCAGCAGCAACCUGAGGGACGCCAAGGUUUCCUCAUUGACUCUGUGGAGGCGGGUAUCCAGUUGAUCGCUAAAGGCGGUGAGGAUAAGGCGGUACUAGGAGGCCGAGAGACGCUCUACUUUAAUAUUCAACAGUAUGGUGCGCAAAACUUUCAACUGAGUCAUAAACUCUACACGCGGUAUUCGGCUGUGGCCGUUCAGAUCGGCUGCCCCUUUCUGGAUAGUUUGAACGAUGUGUGA
Molecule: messenger RNA, 2204 nt
Organism: Drosophila serrata
Lineage: Eukaryota; Metazoa; Arthropoda; Insecta; Diptera; Drosophilidae
Gene: Ir40a
Product: Ionotropic receptor 40a
Cellular component (GO): membrane
Molecular function (GO): ligand-gated monoatomic ion channel activity
Source: RefSeq, a predicted model, not a curated record